Molecule: messenger RNA, 2532 nt
Organism: Castor canadensis (American beaver)
Lineage: Eukaryota; Metazoa; Chordata; Mammalia; Rodentia; Castoridae
Gene: Zkscan8
Product: zinc finger with KRAB and SCAN domains 8
Biological process (GO): regulation of transcription by RNA polymerase II
Cellular component (GO): nucleus
Molecular function (GO): DNA-binding transcription factor activity, RNA polymerase II-specific; RNA polymerase II cis-regulatory region sequence-specific DNA binding
Source: RefSeq, a predicted model, not a curated record
GGGGCCUGGUCCCAGUGCUGCUGUUGUCGGGUUCCCUCCCCGCGCUUCCUCGGGGUCUGGCCCCCUUUGCGCCUCCCGUCCCCACCGCGGGCAGCCUCCGGAACUCACGAAGUACCCUUGAGUGUUCAGAAGGUUCUCCUCUUAAGAAGUUAAAGAAGGUAGUGGAAAAGAACCACCUGAGCUUUUCCAUCCCUAAAUGGCUACAGAAUCAAGAAAGUCUUCUUCAGUCCCAUCUCCACCAGACCAGGCUCCUGAAGAGGAUCUUGUCAUUGUCAAAGUAGAAGAGGAUCAUGAUUGGGACCAGGAAUCUAGCCUGCAUGACAAUAACCCUCCUGGCCAAGAACUAUUUCGCCAACGCUUCAGACAGUUAUGCUACCAGGAGACACUGGGACCCCGAGAAGCUCUGAUCCAGCUUCGGGCACUUUGCCAUCAGUGGCUUAGGCCAGACUUAAACUCCAAGGAGCAAAUCCUGGAGCUUCUGGUACUAGAGCAGUUCCUGACAAUCCUGCCAGAGGAUCUGCAGACUCUGGUUAAGGAGCAUCAGUUAGAAAAUGGAGAGGAGGUGGUGACCCUAUUGGAGGACUUGGAAAGGCAGAUUGAUAUACUAGGACGACCAGUCCCAGCUCGUGUACAUGGGCAUAGGGUACUUUGGGAGGAGGUAGUGCCUCCAGAAUCUGCACCGGAACCUCCAAAUACUCAGCUCCAACCUGUGGCAACCCAUCAUAUCUCUCCAGUGCCCCAAAGACAACAAGAGAAAGCCAAGUCUACUUCUCAGAGUCCUACUCCAUCCCAGAAAGGAAGUUCUGGAGACCAGGAGAUGACAGCUACACUUCUUACAGCAGGGUUCCAGACUUUGGAGAAGAUUGAAGACAUGGCUGUGUCUCUUAUUCGAGAGGAGUGGCUUCUUGAUCCAUCACAGAAGGAUCUGAGUAGAGACAACAGGCCAGAGAAUUACAGAAACAUGUUCUCCCUGGGUGGUGAGACCAGGAAUGAGAACAAGGAAUUAGCUUCAAAACAGGUAAUAUCUACUGGAAUCCAACCACAUGAAGAGCCAACUGCCAAAUGCAACGGGGAUGUUAUCGGGGGUCUUGAGCAUGGAGAAGCCCGAGAUCUUCUGGGCAGAUUAGAGAGGCAGCGGGGAAAUCCCACACAAGAGAGACGACAUAAAUGUGAUGAAUGUGGGAAAAGCUUUGCUCAGAGCUCAGGCCUUGUUCGCCAUUGGAGAAUCCACACAGGGGAGAAACCCUAUCAGUGUAAUGUGUGUGGUAAAGCCUUCAGUUACAGGUCAGCCCUUCUUUCCCAUCAGGAUAUCCACAACAAAGUAAAACGCUAUCACUGUAAGGAAUGUGGUAAAGCCUUCAGUCAAAACACAGGCCUGAUUCUGCACCAGAGAAUCCACACUGGGGAGAAGCCUUAUCAGUGCAAUCAGUGUGGGAAGGCUUUCAGUCAGAGUGCGGGUCUUAUUCUGCACCAGAGAAUCCACAGUGGGGAGAGACCCUAUGAAUGUAAUGAAUGUGGGAAAGCUUUCAGUCAUAGUUCACACCUCAUUGGACAUCAGAGAAUCCACACUGGGGAGAAACCCUAUGAGUGUGAUGAGUGUGGGAAAACCUUCAGGCGGAGCUCACAUCUUAUUGGCCAUCAGAGAAGCCACACUGGGGAGAAACCCUACAAAUGUAAUGAGUGUGGGAGGGCCUUCAGUCAGAAGUCAGGCCUAAUUGAACAUCAGAGAAUCCACACUGGAGAAAGACCCUAUAAAUGUAAAGAAUGUGGGAAAGCUUUCAAUGGGAACACUGGCCUCAUUCAACAUCUGAGAAUCCACACAGGGGAAAAACCCUAUCAAUGCAAUGAGUGUGGGAAAGCCUUUAUUCAGAGGUCAAGUCUCAUUCGACAUCAGAGAAUCCACAGUGGAGAAAAGUCUGAAACCAUAGGAGUUUAGAAAAAGCUUUGGUCUUAUGGUUUCAGGAAACCAUGCACUGGUGGAAAGAUCUUUUAAUGUAGUAAAAAAGGCAGAAAGUUUGUCAUUAUCUAGUGAUAGAAUCUAUAAUGGUGGCAAAGUUAAGACUAGAUCUUCAGUAGUUGGGGCCCAGUGCCUUGAUGCAGGUUGAUUAGCUUGACUGUUUGGGGAAGUAUCUGAUGAAGUGACACUCCCAACAGCGUAAUAUAUCCUUUAAAAAUUUUAAAUAACAUUUUAGCAAGUUGCUUGUUGUGGCUUGAGGCACUAAACUUUGUCAUUUGGGUGAAUAGCUGUAGGUUUGAGAGAGGCUGCUACUCUUAGCUCCUCUGCUUCUUCCCAUCUCCUAUGAUCCUCUUCUCCCAUUUACUCCCCUGAAGGUGCCCUUGUUAACUCCUAAUCUGAUCUAAGAAGCUGCUUUACAGUCAAAAGCAGACUUCAAUAAGACUUAUAUUUGUAUUUAGCUUUCUAAGAGCCUAGUUCUAGGAAAUUUUUAUAGACACUUAAUGUAUUUAUGCUUAAGUGUUUCAUUUUUUUAUUCUAAUAUUCAUUCUAUUUGGUGGAAAUCCAUAUUCCCAUGC